GAGCAGGCCCAAACCAUGAUGCUGCCACCACCAUGUUUGACAGUGGGGACGGUGCAUUCAGGCAGGAGGAAGUGGGGACUGAGAACCGAAGGAACACCAGAACCAAGCUCACUCCAAAGAAAGCAGAGAGCUCUUCCUCAGGUUGUCGGUUUGACUCCCAGAGCAGCAGGAAGGACGGCACGCUGCAGAAGAUCGGAGACUUCCUGCAGAACUCCCCGACUCUGCUGGGCUCCAAAGCCAAGAAGAUGAUGAGCCUGGUCAGCGGCCGUCUGGACCCAGACUCAGCAGCCGCCUCUUCCUCCCUCAGCCUGAGGGCCAAGAGGGGCAGAAAUAAACUCUACAGACCUGAAAUCUCCUGCCCCAUGGACAUGCCCCCCCACCCGAUGAUCAACCAGGAGACGGAGUGCGAGGGCCAGAGCGACCAUGACAUCAUCAAACGGUGCCUGUGCAGCAGAGCGGCUAAGUCCUAG
This is a messenger RNA of Fundulus heteroclitus (mummichog), 470 nucleotides long. RefSeq names its product kinesin-like protein KIF20B. The transcript has 6 exons. NCBI's taxonomy places the organism in Eukaryota, Metazoa, Chordata, Actinopteri, Cyprinodontiformes, Fundulidae. Bases 33 to 470 code for a protein of 145 amino acids. The record is from RefSeq and is a predicted model, not a curated record.